Messenger RNA from Lycium barbarum (goji berry), 777 nucleotides. RefSeq lists its product as uncharacterized. NCBI's taxonomy places the organism in Eukaryota, Viridiplantae, Streptophyta, Magnoliopsida, Solanales, Solanaceae. The transcript has a single exon. Bases 1 to 777 code for a protein of 258 amino acids. The record is from RefSeq and is a predicted model, not a curated record.
AUGAAAGUUUGGGAGAGAGUGGUAGAAGCGAGGAUGAAGAAGACAGUAUCUAUUUCAGAGAACCAGUUCGGACUCAUGCCGGGGCAUUCAACUACAGAAGACAUUCACCUUGUGAGGAGGUUGGUGGAGCAGUAUAGGGAUAAGAAGACUGACUUGGACUUGGUGUUUGUUGACCUUGAGAAGGCUUACGACAAAGUCCCUAGAGAGGUGUUGUGGAGAUGUGUGGAAGCUAGAGGUGUUCCUGUAGUAUACAUUAGAGCGAUUAAGGACAUGUAUGAUGGAGCCAAGAUCCGGGUGAGGACGGUUGGAGGUGACUCUGAGCACUUCCCAAGCAUGAUGGGCCUGCAUCGGGGUUCUGCACUUAGUCCGUUUUUGUUUGCUUUGGCAAUGGACGCACUGACAAGACACAUUCAAGGAGAGGUGCCGUGGGGCAUGUUGUUUGCAGAUGACAUUAUUCGUAUUGACGAGUCGUGGAGCGGUGUUAAAGCGAGACUGGAUGUUUGGCGACAGACUCUGGAGUCGAAGGGUUUCAAGUUGAGCAGGACUAAGAUAGAGUACUUAGAGUGCAAUUUCAGUGAUGUGAGUCAGGUAAAGGACGAGGAUGUGCAGCUGCAUACUCAGUUCAUCCCGAAGAAAGAAAGCUUCAAGUACCUUGGGUCGAUCAUCCAAGGGACUGGCGAGAUUGACGACGAUGUCACACAUCGUAUUGGAGCAAGAUGGAUGAAAUGGAAGCUCACAUCAGGGUGUUGUGCGAUAAGAAGGUGCCACCUAUACUAA